GACUUCAGACCCUUUUGUCUCUAUCGUUCGUCGUAAAACAAACACAACCGGCCAUCAAACUACUCAUCAGUCAUCUGUCCGAUUACUUUUGAGCCUGUGAUGGAAGGAAGAGAUUUGUUGAAACUUGGCUGUAGUUGCUACAGUAAAAUGCAAUAUUUUUGUCGUUACCUCAUAGAUUAGAGCCGUGUCGCUGUGCAAAUACUUAUGGACCUGGCUGUGUGUGUGUGUGUAUAAAUACAGUAUAAACAGUACAUAUAUAAAACAGUGUGAAAAGCCUCAGAGUGGAAGGAGGAGACGUCAGCAGAUUAGCGUGUGUGUGUGUGUGUGUGUGUGUGUGUGUGUGUCACACACUCCUCAGCUUAAACUGGCUGGAAGACGUCUCCAGAAUCUCGUUGUGCGUCUGUAUGAUUCUCUCUCUCUCUCUCUCUCUUACACACACACACACUCACACACACGAAUAUUUACACCCAGUCUUGGGAUGAAGAAUCCACACACACACCACCGUCUGUGCGUCCUCAUCAUUUUCCUGCUGAACUUCUCUCCAGUCUUAAUUUUUUCAGGACUGUCGGACUUUGCACCGUACUUCCACGACAAUGGGAACAUGGCGCUGUUCAGCCUCUCUGAAGACACACCAGUCGGGUCGCAGGUGUUCACUCUGAAUGGGACAGACCCAGAGGGGGACGAGGUCAGGUACGAUAUCAGCUCUGAGAACGGCUCUAAAGAGUACUUCCGGGUCGAGCCCAAAUCAGGACGGGUCACUCUGAUCCAGGAACUGGACCGAGAGGCUAAAGAUGAAAUUGUGGUUUUAGUCAGCAUCACGGAUGGCAGGAAUAAGGUGGUGGAGAAAGUGCGUGUGUUCGUCACAGACGCUAACGAUGAAAAGCCUGCGUUUCUCGGCCUGCCCUACAUCGUUAACGUCCCUGAGGAUACAGAGGCAGGACGCAGCAUUUUUAAAGUUCGAGCUGUGGAUAAAGACCUCGGUUCUGGAGGAAGUGUCAUGUAUUUCCUGCAGACGUCUCCCAAAACCAAGUUCACCAUCGAUGGGCACAGUGGCGUGCUGCGUGUCAAAGCGGGCGAGUCUCUCGACUACGAGACCUCCAGCACACACUUCAUCACUGUAGUUGCCAAGGACGGUGGAGGGAAGUAUGACGGGAAACACCAGGUGAUGACAUCAUCAGCCACCAUAACCAUCAACGUCCUCGAUGCCCAGGACUCGCCUCCUGCUUUUGUGGGAACGCCAUAUUUCGGAUAUGUUUAUGAAGUAUUGGAGCCUGGCUCAGAAAUAUUCAUAGUGUCGGCUAAAGACGGGGAUCAGGCCAACCCUAACCCUAUUCAUUACUCUAUCCUUAAUGGAAGUGACGGAGCCUUCAGCAUCAACAGCUCGAGCGGUUCCAUCUUUCUGAUGUCAUAUCCUGUCCAGCUAAAAAACGAGUUAUACGAGCUCAAAGUUAAGGCCUCGGAGGUGGGUCCUAAGAACGAGCUGCUGGACUCGAGCGUGACGCUGGUGACGAUCCGAGUGGUGGAUCUGAACAACCAUCCGCCCACGUUUUAUGGAGAGAACGGCAAACAGGACAGAUUUGAGCUGACCAUGAGUGAGCAUCCCCCUGAGGGAGAAAUCCUGAGAGGCCUGAAAAUUACUGUUAAUGAUUCAGACCAGGGAGCGAACGCUAAGUUCAGACUCAGACUGGUUGGACCAGGGCGUGUCCUCCGUGUCGUCCCUCAAACUGUCCUGAACGAAGCCCAAGUCACCAUCAUCGUAGAGAACUCGAGUGCCAUCGACUAUGAGAAACACUCGCUUUUAACCUUUAAGUUGUUAGCGGUGGAAAUCGACACCCCGGAGCGUUUCAGUGCCACAGCGGACAUCAUCAUCCACCUCCUGGACGUAAACGACAACACGCCCAGGUUCUCCUCUGAGUUUUACAUCGCCAGGGUCCCGGAGAACUCGCCUGGAGGAUCCACCGUCGCAUCCAUCACUGCAUCUGAUCCUGAUUCUGGGCUUUGGGGAGAAGUGAAAUACUCCAUGUAUGGCUCAGGAGCUGAUCUGUUCCUCAUCCACCCCACCUCAGGGGUCAUCUACACUCAGCCGUGGGCGUCUCUGGACGCGGAGGUGAAGUCAAAGUAUAAUUUCUACGUGAAGGCAGAAGACGGCGAGGGGAAGUACAGCCUGGCCGAGGUCUUUGUCACGGUUCUAGAUGAGAACGAUCAUUCUCCAGAAUUUAACGAGAACUUCCUGGAGAAGACCAUGAUCAUCGGCGCUCCUGUGAAGAUAGAGGCGGUGGAUGAUGAUGCAGAGGAACCCAACAAUGUCAUUGAGUACUCCAUAACGAAGGCUGAGCCGGAAAAUGUUUUUGACAUCAACACUCGAACGGGCGAGAUCAAGCUGAAGCCAUUCAUCAAGUCCCUGGAAAUGGUCCAGAACAUCACCAAACAGCACGACUGCAAGUGGUCAGUGGUGGUCCAGGCGCGAGAUCAGGGUUCUCCUUCAUUCAUGACGACCGCUGUCGUCCAUAUCGACAUCACUGAAGCAAAUCAGCUCUCGGGGCCCGUGACGUCAUUUUUAAUGCAGAGCAGAGACAAUCCGGCAAAGGCUUUGGGUGUGGCAGCUGGGGUCAUUAGCGUGAUGGUGAUGGUCACCGUGGUGAUCUCCACCGCAAUGUACCUGCGCAACACAAAGUCCAAUAGGAUUGGACCAUCCCGCCGCGUCAUCCGCCGCAGGCGUGGGGAACCUCGGCAGUGGAAUUUCACGUUUGGGAACUCGCAAAAUCCCGACAGGUUCCUGACUGUUCACGAUGUUGAGAGCAACAAAAAGAGCGACAAAUCUUGGUCCAAACCUCCACCGCCAUGUGCACCGAUUUUGCCUCCACCUCCACCAAGUUACAACCCCAGGAUGAGUAAGCAUCACGGUGCCAUUCCAACCGUCUCAGGAUCCUUAAGCUCCCAGACCUCAAGCAACAGCUCCAUCAGUAGCAGAGAUACAGUAGACCAGCAGAGUAAGAAGAGAGAAGGAAAUAUCAGCUCGGCUCUGGUGUCUGAGCUGAAGAGGAGGCUGGAGCAGAAGAUCAUCGAGGCUAAUCAAGGCUACUACUGCUGAAAUCACUGGGUUAGCAAACAUGCUAGCAUAGAUCCUUAGUACUGAAGCCACCAGAUUAGCAUAGAAUGCUUUGCUAAUGUUUCUCAGAGAUAAUUUAAAGCAUGAGAUUAUAACCGAGGGGGUCAAAUCUCUGGUGGCAGCUGGUCCGGAGUAACGUUCUGCCUCUGCUUUUUAUAAACGAUGAUGCAUGAUGAAAUAUUUAUAUGCUAAUAUUAGUACUGAUAAUAAUAAUAAUAAUAAUAAUAAUAAUAAUAAAGUAAAGGUGAGAUGUGUGUAAAUAGCGUCCAAAGGUUCAGGUGUACGGUUCAGGAUUUCAGUAGUUAUAUCUGUAGAAUUUACAAGGAAGACACAUUAAAGUAAGGAUAUUUCAUUUUAUGAUGUUUGUGUGCGUCAGAGUGUGUUUAGACCAGUUCUGACUCUUAAGCUCUUCUGCGCUAAUUUUAAGAUUAGAAAAAGACGAAAAUUCGCGAUUGUACAUAUUUUUGUAUUGUUUUAUUUAUUUGCACUUUGGUAUGAACUUUAUUUUAAGCUUUCCUAUGAACCUGCUGCGGUAUUUAUUUGAACCAUAAAGCGCUAGUUGGACUCAAAGUCUUCCCUCUUACAAUCCUUAUUAUAUUAGCAUACACAUGUUUGGUGUCUCAAUGUUUUUUCCCGCUAUAUUACCACAGCAGCAGUAACCAAAUAGUGAAGCUAAGUACAGGAUUUAAAUAGAAUUUAAAUAAAGUGCUAAUUCGCACAGAUAAAUGCUCAGGUUUGCUAACAUGUUUCAAAGAUUGCUCAAAUUAGCAAACUGGGCUAACAGUGCACUCUGGGCUAACUGUACUAGCUACAUUCUGUACACUCACCAGAGGCAUCAACGAUGUCUGUUAUUUUCUUACAGCUCUACUGUAUGUUUCUUCAUAAUGUCUUUAAACACCUUUAAUUAUGUUUUGUGUAUAAAGUAUAAAAAUAAAUCAUUGUUUUUCUUACAUUUGUGCAUCUAUUAGCUAUGGAGCUAAAGUUCCUGUUCCUGUUCUGAUGAAUUGUUCAGGCUAAUUGUUUGGAUCUGUUGCUUUACAGUGUUGAGCUUAAACCGAUCAUCCUUUGUUUUGUUAUUUAGCGUAAACGUUUGUAAACGUUAGCGUAAAAGUAGGGCUAAAGCUGUGCUGGAGCUUUGAAGGCUAACAUAGCUAGAAAAUAAUGUGUGCAUUCUCCAUUAAAGGACGUACAGUAUUACUCCACCACCUUUGUAGCUUGAAGGCAGAAUUGUGGCAGAGGUCUAAAGAUGUAUUUACGCUGUACACUGUCAUUGAUGUAUGACGAAAUAAAUAAAACUCAAAGAAAAUUGCAGA
Molecule: messenger RNA, 4422 nt
Organism: Clarias gariepinus (North African catfish)
Lineage: Eukaryota; Metazoa; Chordata; Actinopteri; Siluriformes; Clariidae
Product: cadherin-related family member 1-like
Exons: 17
Coding region: 479-3091 (870 amino acids)
Biological process (GO): homophilic cell-cell adhesion
Cellular component (GO): plasma membrane; catenin complex
Molecular function (GO): calcium ion binding; cadherin binding
Source: RefSeq, a predicted model, not a curated record